This is a messenger RNA of Teleopsis dalmanni, 1806 nucleotides long. It is a transcript of the gene ImpE2, whose product is annotated as 20-hydroxyecdysone protein. The coding region runs from base 206 to 1624 and encodes 472 amino acids. The record is from RefSeq and is a predicted model, not a curated record. NCBI's taxonomy places the organism in Eukaryota, Metazoa, Arthropoda, Insecta, Diptera, Diopsidae. The transcript has a single exon.
AGAAAUUGAAACAGUUUCGGCCGUGAGCUGCAAGUGAAUCAACGUCUAAAUCGUGACAAGUGAAGCACGCGAAGUGCGGUGUUAACAGCAAUUGUGUACCAACUUUUAUUUGUUGUUCAAUAUUUAUUUGAGAUUUACUCAACACUUUUAUUUACUUUAAAAUUUAACAACUUUAACGAAAAAUAAUUGAAUCCACAAAGUGAAAAUGCGUGCCAUUUUUGUGUUAACAUUAUCGCUUUUACUGUUGAUCAACAACAGUCAAGCUGGCUUGGUACAUCGACGAUUUCGCGAUCUCAACGAAACACCCGCCAUUGCAGUGCUAACAAGUGAACCUGUCGCAGCAGAGUUGCGUAAGGAUCAAAUACCAGUGACUAUCCUCGAAUUGGAAGAACCACAAACUGUCGUGCAACCAUUGGACAGCGAGCGUCGGGUUGAACCAGCUUUAACUGUUUCGGAACCACAAGCAAUUGCGACUGAUAACAAAGCACCACAAAAAGAAGGACUAAAAGCUGCUGCAGAAACUGCUGAAAUCGCUGAGGAGAUUGCAAGUGCCGUAGAACAGGAUCAAAAAUUAAGAGCAGCAAGUGCUAUUACUGAAGCACAAGCUAACAUUGAACAACCAACUGAACAGCAAUUAGCAGAAGCUCCUUUAACAAAAAAUACUGCUCCACAAUUAACAACUGAACAGAAUAAUGCUACACCAUUAGAAGCAGCUGUACCCGCUGUUGUUGCUGUACUCGCACCCCCUCAACAACCCUUUGUGAAAUCAGUGCCAAGUGUGAAUAAUCCAGAAGUAGCACAGCCAGCAGAAGUUGUUGCAGAAAAUGUUGCAGAGAAAGUCGAUGCCAAUGCUGAUGCAGUUUCAAAUGUACGUCAAGCCACUCAAGCCACACCCACUACUACACAACAGAACUUUGUUCAACAACUACAGAACACCAUACAAAAUUCGCCUAUCGGUCAGUUUUUAAAUCAAAUAACUGGUCAACAACAAAACAAUAAUCAACAACAACCUGCUGCCGAUGAACCAGCCUCACCGAAUCCAACACUGCCCGGUUUUCUAAAUCCAGCCGCUGCCAUUACAUCUGCUCAACAAGCCGUACAAAAUGUGGUCAAUUCAACCACACAAGCAUUCCAGGGUCUACAACAAUUUGCUAGCAAUAUAGGCACUCAAUUCCAAAAUACGCUCUCCAAUCUCGGUAAUCAACAAAAUCAGUUAACCACCUCUGAUUCAACGACCACACGUCCACCAGGUCCAUUUCAAGCUAUUGUAAGCACUUUCACUGGUGGUAAUAAUAACAAUAAUCAACCUGCUGAUGCCGCUCCUGGUCAACCACAAGGUCCACUACAGGGAAUAAUUAGUUUCUUCCAAGGUGGCGCACGUCCAACUGCUGCGCCUGUAGUACCCGUUGUACAAACAACUGCUGGACCAGCUAUUGUAGAACCUGUAGCUGUUGAUGAUAAAAUCGAUGAAGCCAGUAAUGAUGAUGCACAAGUAGAGCCUGAUUCGGAUAAUGAGGUGCGCAAUAGUGAAGAAGUUGUAUUAGAUUCUUCUGAGGAAGCUCAACAAAGCGAUAUGAUUGUGGUCAAUGAUGAUGUCAAUCAACAAGAUGCUGUCGCUGCUUAAGUUGGUACAAUCUGCCGAUUUGAGUAUAUAGGACUUAGUUUUUUUAAGUUACUUCAAUGCCAGUUUAAUUGAUAGACACCAUUUUGUCACAAUUUUUCAUUUUGUUUCAUUCAUAAAUUUAUUUAUUUCAUUCAUUUUUAAAAAUUUUAUACGACAUAAUUUUAAAUUAAAAUUUAAUAAAA